AUUUCCACACCGAAUAGCAAUUUUCAAUAGCUUCAAUUUGAUAUAUAGCCCGACGUUUGGGGUCAAGUAUUUCUGCUCAUAACUCAGAAAAACUAUUUUGGCUUCAUCAAAUCAUAGGCCUUCAUCAUAGCAGUUAGCCUUCCAGUUUAUUUAUAGUUCAAUGGUGUGUACUCCAGUUACCAAGGCAACGUAUAUAAAACGAAAACAAGAUGGAGGACAAAAUUCAGGUUUUUGUAAUGUUUUAGAAAUAAUUUUUUACUAUGCCUCCAAAGAAAAAAGGCAAAGCCAAGAAGGGAAAUGGCAAUAAUGAAGGCGACGAAGAAAGGGCUGAAUCAAAACCGACUGAGCGAGAAAUCCUGUUAUCACAACAGUGAGUAUUUAAACGAGUAUAAAAAUUCUGCUUUCUUGCCGCCAUGAUAUAUGAUCUCUAUAUCUAAUCACUGUAAAGCCACGUUUAUACUGCAAGCGUUGGUCUGAAUCUUGUUUGGCCUAUGUUUUGGCUUUCUCACUAUUCUGUAGGCCUAAGGCUAACUUAGGCCAGAAAUCUGUCAUUAUUACCCUGCAAUGUGAAUCAGUGAAUGUGAUUUACAUUUUUGUUUACACUUUUUUUCACUAAAUCAACCUGAUUGGUUAUAUAUUUAUCACAUGAUCGCUUCUGUAGCAAUUUUAGUAUGGGUGUGGAUUAUAACAAUUUUGCUUGGGUUUGACAAAUGUCCAACCAACUGUGCAGUGAUGACAUUGGGUGACCAUUGAUGGUCUGGACAAGCUUUUCAUAUAUAUAUAUAUUACAUUGAUAACUCCUGCUGAUGACUUCCUGCACGAUCAAUCACUCCCUCCCUGUAUGAUCAAUCACAUUACUUGACUUUUGGUAACUAGUGGUCCACAGAUACUGUUUUCAAAUUUUCUGCAUGUCUAGAUCUGGCACUAAACAUUUUGGUCUGACACCAUCAACUUGUAACAUAAUUUUGUUGCUUGCCACUGCGAAACCAAGAAAAUGUUUUGCGUCCGUUCUCUUGCUUUUAUGCUUUUUGAACAGUACUAAUCAAAUAAUAUUUGCUGUUUUUAUUUAUUUGAUCAGUCGAAAUGACCACACAGAAUAAAAUUAAUUGGCCAUUUAGUGGUCUUGUUUGACAAAUAGCCAAUUGCAGCCCAUUAUAAUCCACACUGAUUAGCAUGAAUUUAAAGCACAUAUGUUUUUGCGUACCAUGCUAGGGUAACUCCAAAUGAAAGGCAUGACGUGUUCUAAACAUCAAGGGUUUAAUGUAUUUGUUCAGGCGCAUCAUCUACAGCUUGUAUUCUUACGACCUGCAUAUACACUCAGUCUGGCGCUCACUGUUUGAGAUUUUGUGACAGAAAAUCUGGGACCAUUUCAACAGCGUAAAGCCGUCCUAAUACAUCAAUUGUCACUGUGAACCUUGACCAGUGGCCUGAACUACAGUAAGCCAAUUGGGCCUGAGGCCAAGAUGCAGUAAUUGUGACAAGUUUAAUUAUUAUACAUUGCCACAUUAGGCAUGGCUUAGGGCUCACCUAGGUCCACUAUAAAGGGGCAGGGUUCGUAGUCACCAAAAUAGCCUGCGAACAGGCUCUCUUUGAACUCUCUUUGAAAUUUGUGAGAGAGCCUGCAGGCCUAGCUAAUAAAAAUGCAUCUGUGCAUUGCUUAGAACGAUGCAGGGUUCCCAUUGGUUGAAACCGAGUAGUUGGUUAUUAACUACAUUAUACUGCCAUAAAAGGUAAUGACAUUCACACAACAAUAGAUUCAAGGUGUGAACACAAAGUGCAGAAAUCGAAAAAAAUCAUUCUAUAGCUAUAAAAAUUGUACUAGAUGAGUUGUAUGGAAAACUAAAUUUUUGUUUAAAGUUAAAGGUAAUUUGAAUACUUGACAUAUAAUAUAUAUUAUAUUGUUUAUUUUGUGUGUGUUCGUGUUAUGUUCUCAUCCAUGUAUUAGUGCAGAAGGUGACACUAUUUUUUCAAGUAAAUAAUCAAUUAUGGUUAAUUAAAAACCUGUCUUUAACUUUUUCCGCCGUUCAUAUGUUUCCGAAAACUUCCGAAAGUUUUUGAGAUGGCAAUUUAGUAUGGCUUAAUUUGGCGCCAAACACUGCGAAUAGUUAAUUGAUACAAUUAAUUAUAUCAGCGGCUAGCUUUGUCACAUGUCCUUUUUUGGGUUUCUAUUUUUUUAGUAUUUUUUAUGUUUUAAUUAAUGGAAAUUUGAUACAUUUCAUGAAAAACAAAUUAUCCGGUAUCCGGACGGAUACUAAAAAAUUUAAUCAAAAGCUAAAGGAUUCAGCUAAAGGAUUUAUUUAACUCAUACUUUAUCAGUAACUAAUUUUGGACUUACCUAAUUGUGACACAUGGUAACAUGGUAAGUCAACAGAAAAGAGAUUCAAGGGCUGCAAUAGUUAACAAUAUUCUCUUGGAAUAUAUAAUUGUCAUUCCCAAAUUUGUCAACAUGGUCAUGGGCAUACAGUAUGUUUCCCAUCAAGAAUCAAGAUAUCAAAUAAAGCUUCAACCUGUUUAAUUUAUAAGUAAAAAAACCCAUUAAAGAUACAGUACAUUUCAUUCCCACAUGGCAUAUGAUCAAGGGACGAGGUUGGUUGGCAUGUGGUACAGGGUUGGUUGGCAUGCUAAUAAAUAAACUAACGUUGUCAAUAUUUUUUUGAAACACACAAUACUGUAGUCUGUGUGUGUGUGUGCGUGUGGUGGUGGGGGAUGGGGAAUAAGUUUUCAGAUUGUCAGAUUCUGCCGAAAAAAUGUUCGGAUUUUGGAUCUGGAGAAUACUUUAUGCCGAUUUGCGGACCUUAUUAAUACAGCAGAUUGCGGACAUAGGCGUACAGGAAGGAAAAAUUAGGGGGCGGAAAGAAAUUUGCCCGACUUUUUUGGAUUGUGCCAGAGUUGUCAAAAAAAAUUUUACGGACAUACUUUCCCACAAAAUUGACAGAAUUUGUCCCAUUUAUUUUUAUAAUAAGCCAAUAUUUCCCAACUGUGAAGCGAAUACUGCCCAACUGGCUUUGUUUGCCCAACAAACUGGGGGGCUGCUGCCCCCCCCCCCCCGCUACGCCCGUGAUUACGGAUUUAUCCAACAUUUUUGCUCAGAUUCAUUGUAGAUUUUGCUUGCAAUUUAGUUCGGAUCCUGGAUUGUGACUUCAUAGGAGAGUUGUUUAUAGUGGAUCCAAAUUUAGACAGAGCAUUGUCGGACCGGCAGAUUUUGCUUCAAAUUUGAACAGAUCUGCAGAUUUGUAUACCCCUACUCACCCCCCCCCUUUGUGGUUUUAUAUUGUAAAGAAUUUGACACAAAUUCACUUACCAAUAUUUGAAAUCCAUCAACCAUGUUCUUGAAUGUUCUUUCAACUUCUUUGUCCCUUUGAGUUUUCCCAUGAAUGAGGGGAUGAAUGCUUGCAACCAAGUACUGAUUGAUAGUUGUUUUACCAUUUAGGUUAGAAACUUUAAGUGAUGAAUUAACGGAGACGAAAAGAAACGUUGACGAACUGUAUCCUUUCAAGAAUCCAAGUCUCUGAUUCAAGUUAAAUUUCCCGCCAAACGUCCACUACUUCAUGUAUGCAUGUUAUUUUGUCUCAACAGAUUUUGACCUUUUGAGUUGGAUCAUUGUGUGUCAUUGUGCAGACAUGAAGUUCUUCGCACUAGGCCCGAAACGUUUUCUAUGCAAAUCUAACCUGAAGUUCAGGCCCUAAUUUAAUGCAAAUCUAGAGAUGCAAAUCCGUGGAAAGCCUGUAGAGGUUUCUUGUACCCUGUAUAUCUCUUGCCCUAUCACUUAUAAAUAGUACUUAAAAAUGGAUUAAUAAUUCACGAGGAAAAUACAAAAGAAAUGAAUGUUUAAUCAAUGUUUGUAAAUCGGAUAAAGAUUUGUCCUGAUUUACACAAACUUCAGCUUUGAUUUUCUCGGCUUAGACAAUGUUUAUUCUUAAAAUUACUUCGCCAAUGAACUCAUAAGAUGGGUCAUUUUUUAAUGACUCUCACCUUCGGCUCGAGUUUGUAUAUCAGAUACAGAUCGGAUGCUCAUGUUUUAUCUAGUACUUAUAUAUUUUUUGUUCACAUAAACCUGUACAUGGAGAAAAAUAAAUAAAAAAUUCUAGACUCUAUAAAGCCUGUUACAGACGAGCAAGUUUUCCUUGAUAAGUUUCCUUGACAAUUUAGUACCUUCUCCUCAACCUGAUACUCAGGGUUUUGGCAAACAAAAGGCGGCCCUGGCAUGAGAUAAGGUGACAAGGAAAACAUGUUGACCGUACACAAUAACUUAGCAAAACCGUAUAAGUAUUUCGUCAAGUUUUCCCUGACAGUUUAACGUUGCAGGUUGUAGUUGCAAAGUUACAAGCCUUUUGUUGUGCAUUGGUUGCAAUACCGGUAUCACACAUGUCUUAAAUAAAAAACCUCUGAAGCAACAAUAAAAUGCGAACACCCUUUUUCAGAACAGUCCUCGAGGACGGUAAAAAUGAUAGUUUGACAGGUUUUUAGCGAAACCGGCAUUUAAUAACGUAGACGCCAUAGGUACCACAAAUUUCACUUGUAGCAAUUGUCGGGAAAAUUAUUUUUCUCGUAUAUUUUAUGACACUAUGUUAGUCUUUAUUUAUUUUUUGACAUUGGUAUACAUAAAUCGAUCAUUUUAUGAUGUAGUCUCUGUAAAGUGCGUAUUUGAGGAUGGCAAACAUGGCGAACAUUUGAUGGAAAUUGGAUAAAAAUUCGUCGAGUAAAGCGUAUCACACCAGCAUACCUUAAAGUUAACUGUUAAGUGUGAGUCGAAUUUUGACUUAGAUCCAGUUGCGCAACUGUUCGGGGGGGGUAGGGGUGACACUCCACAAAGUUUAAAAAUGGUAUGAUACUCGGGAAUUUCACAGCAGAUUGAUUGGUGACCACGCCCUUUUAUCGGGCAAGAAGAACUCACGUCCCCCUAAUACGUAGAGUCAAGUUGCGCCCCUGCAUCAUUUCACUUUUCAAGGAAGAAGUAAAAAUAUCAGGAGAGGGUGCGCACCUCCCAAAAACACAACACACCUCCCAUGCACAAAAUCCGGCCAUGGUUUCCUUAACGAAUAUUUGUUAAAGUCGAAAGGAAAAUGAGUGGUUGCAAGAAGAAGCACAACAAACAAGACGAGAAAGCGUAAGUAUUUCGAGGUGUUGAAAGCUUUUCUAGAUGAAAGCUUUUCUAAAGUCGAAAACAUCUAUAUAUGCACAUGUUAGGCCUGUUUUAUACGUCGAAUUUUGGUCGCGUUGAAUGCAAUUAAGACAAUAGAUAAUGAGAUGAUAAACCUCACUAAGCUUCAUUAGCCGAAUUCAUAUUAGGGACGGGAAACUCGUCUGUCAAAACCCGUCUGAAUAUGAAUUUAGGGACGGAUAAAUUCGAAUUUAAGACGAGUUUCCCGUCUAGAUGGGAUUCCCGUGUAACUUUCCCGUCUGUUUCGACGGGUAAGUUAGACGGGAAAGUUCGGACGGGAAAACUCGUCUGCCCCCGGAUUCAUAUUAGACGAGUUUCCCGUCUAAGACGAGUUUCCCGUCUAAGACGAGUUUCCCGUCUCUAAUAUGAAUUCGGCUAUUAUCUAUUGUUUGAAUUGCAUUCGAUGCGACCGAAAUUCGACGUAUAAAACAGGCCUUACACCUGACCAGGAGCAGAUGCAAAAAAUGCGAGACUACAAUGAGUACAAGCCCUCCGGCAAGAAUUGAGCAUGUGGCCCUGAGCUACAGAGUCCAGUUGUCAAGAAAUUAAUUUCCGUUUAUCCUUUAUUAAGCUCCACAUCUCAAAUACCCAACUCAACCCAAACACCUACCCAACCCAAACACAACCACCCAACUCAAACAUAAAAUAAUGCUCAAAAUCAAUCUGAUUUCCUGAGGUAGUGAUUUAAAAUCACAGUUAAAGUUAUACACUCCCACUUCCAAGGGGGCCCCCUUCCAUAUAUCUCGUGCCUUUGGGCAAGCCUUUACACCCCGAGUUUUUUCUAUUUGAAAGAAAAAUAUUCCUUCCCCCAUGAAAAUUCCUUAAUAAGUCAUUGUUUCCUGUGGGAGAAAAUCUACGCUAGAAUUUCACGUUACUAUCACAUCCUGCAUUCCAGUAAAACCAUUAACCCCCCACCCCUACCUGCAUAAGGUCCAUAAGCAACCCUCUCAAAUUUAUCUGAGCAACUGGGGUUAGUAAAAGAGUUACGGCUUCGACUAACGCGGGAUAAACAAGUGAGCUCAUAUUCGGGUGGGCUUAUAUUCGGGGGGGGGCUUAUAUUUUGAAUGGUGUGAACGUUAGUUAUGUGAUGGGCUUAUUGGCGGGGGGGGGUGUUUAUAAACGGAGGUUUAGUAAAUAGAGAAUAAUACACGAGUGCGCGGAAACACCAGAUUUAUUUCGAGUCAACACGAGAAAUAAAUCUGGUAUUUCCAAGCACCCAUGUAUUUUUCUGUUUAUUAUAUAAAGGACAGUCUUUGAAAAGCGAUAAUUUUUACAGAAAAGCGAUAAUUGAAAAGCGAUAAUUUUCACAUGUGAGAUCAUCAUGAAUAAUCUCACAUGUGAGAUUAUCACUUUUAUCAGUGCUCGAAACCUCUAUAAAGCACUAUACUUUAUAUAAUAAAGUUUAGUAAUGUAUGCUUUUGCUUAAAUAGAAAAAUAAUAUCGUUUUCUGCCAUAGGGCUACUUUGGGGAUGGUAACUCGCCUUAAUUUAAAUCGCGGGUUAUAAUUGAGCGACGUUUUCCUUAAAUCGCCCAAACACGCAUUAUCUCGCGGCGAGCUUAGGUGUCGGCCAGGCCUACUUUUGGAGUGGUAACCCCCCUAAAAUCGCCUUAAACCGCCUAAACUCGCCUUAAAUCGCGGAUUAUAAUUUACCGAAGUUUUCCCUAAAUCGCCUAAAGGCCCUAAACUCGCAUUAUCUCGUGGCGAGUUCAGGCGAGUUACCGUUCCAGAGUAGUCCUUGCCAUGGCCCUUCUCGGUUGCCAAGAACUUUCGAAUGAAGUGAAAUAAAGUCGCAGAUUCAAACAUUAUUAUAUUUAUCCCCACAGCACGAGUACAUGGCCUACAUGGCAAGAAAAACACAGAAAAGACAGUCGGCGAUUGUCUCACUGAAUGAUAACAACCAAGAAAAACUGAGCCAAAUUCAAAAACAGAAAGAAGAAAUGACAGCCUAUUACGAACAGUUAAAAAAUGGUGAGAAAAGCUUAUACUAUAUAUAAUGGUAAGAAAGGAAUACCGCAUGGUUUUCCGUGCAGGAUUGCGUGAUCCAUGCACGACGGAUGUCGCGAGACUUUCGGAAAGCGUAAAAAUACUCGAGCCGCAGGCGAGUGUAUUUUUACGCUUUCCGAAAGUCGAGCAACAUCCCAAGUGCAUGGAUCACGCUAUCCUGCUUGGAAAACCAUUUGGUAAUUGUUUUAUAAAAUGACUACAGUGAAACAAUGACAUUUUGAGAAUCCCGCGAAGGCAUUUUAAUUCCCCGUGCAGGAUAGCCUGAUCCUGCACGGCUACUGACUAAUCAAAUUGCGUGUUUCACUGUAGUUAUUAUAUAAUUCUCGUUGCCCGCCUCUCUCGUUCCCUCUAACACCCUCUGCUUACGAAGGCUUGUUAUAUGCAUACAGGGUGUCUAAAAAAAGUGACCCUUUAGAAAUCACCCUUUUCUUGUAAACACCCAAACUUCAUUACCUCUGGGAGUUUAGAAUGCAUUGUGAUCGUACGAGCAUAUUAAAACUGCAUAAAAGUGUACAUGAAAGUUCUAAUUGAAAGUUGAAACGACUUAGAAAUUAGUCCCGUCAGUUCGAUUAAAAAUGGUUCAACUGACUACAGAGCAAAAAUAUGUUAGCGAUACCAAAAACUUUUAAAUAACUUCUAAUAACUUCCUUCGAUUCAAUUGUGUUUACGAACAACCCAUGGGUUCAGUGUAGGGACUCAGGCAUUCAAAUUAUAACAAGGUGAAUUUGUAAAGGUCACUCACUUUUUUUUACACACCCUGUAAAAUUCAAAUACAAUCCACUUUAUUAUUUUCCUGAUGACAAUCCGCUGGGCUUAUGAAUCGAAAGCUUUCCGGGAGGUGGUGAAAUGGAAAAGUGGGGAACUUGUAGGGGUCUGAAGGUCCACCCCACCUCCAGAACAUAUUUGUAUUUUUGAGUGUCUGGAGAUUGGUUUUCAGGGCUGGGGAAACUUAAUCACCACGGUCACAGAUGAGGCAAGUACAGAUGUGAAUCUCACGUCAAAUUGCUGAUUGUUUUGUGUCACACGGAAUUCUCACUUCCGGCGAGCGCUGGCAAGUGUCGUUCUGAAAUUUAAUAAAGGAAAGAGAUAGGAAAAGACGAAAAAUUGUUUUUUUCAAAAAGUCUACGCUACCGACGGCUAUUUUUGGAAUGAAUUCUUCAAGAGUAACGGUAAGCGAUCACUUUUAUUGAUUUCUUUUUAUUAAAAGUGUUAAUAUAACAUUUUAUUUCGCAAAAGUUUGUUUUUUUCCCUAUCUACUUCUUAUUAAAAUCGUGAAAUACACUUGCUGGGAAUUUCAGAUGCUCGUGCAUAAAUAACAAAACAGCGAAUGAUAUAAAUGCCUCAAAACAUAACUCUCGCAUAAAAAAAACAUGAAUACUUCUAUAAUAUGUAUAGUUUUAUUCCUCUGCAUUAUCAAAAUUUAAUAAAAUAGUGAAUUAAUACAAUUUUAAAGUUUAUUUAAUCGGUGUGACAUAAUUUGCCGUGAGAUUCAUAUCUGUACUUACCUCAUCUGUGCCACGGUCGCAUUUUCAGUGAAUAUCCUAUGGGAUACCCAGUAUCAGCGCGAUACCCUGCAUCAUACACCUUCAUAAUUUUAAAAAUCCGGGAUUUUAAAUAAUUUUUACUAAAUAAUGUCACUUUUGAAAAAAUAUUAUAUGCUGUGUGCAAGAACGUUUUGUUAUGAAUCCUAUUUCAACUUAAACACAUAAGCUGUAGUUUUCCAGAGCUUUUCUGGGUUCAUUGUGAAAUUCCUGGAAUUUUCAAGGAGUUUCAAAGACUAAAAUAAAAAAAUUCAGGGUUUUCCAAGAUUUCCAGGGGAGUAGGAAUCGUGCAAUUAAAUAUUUCUAAUUUCCCACAACUGUGUGUAAACGAUGUUUAAUUUCUUUGCAGAGUUGAAAGAUCAGAUGCUUGAAAAGGAAACAGAAUUAUCAUCAGCUAAAAAGGAACUCACAGAACUUGAACAAUAUCAGGUUGGUUUAAAGAGCUGUAUAACACGCGCGUCACACGUGAAAACCACGCGCUUUAUAGCAUAAUGAAAAAAUAUGGCGUUCCGCGUUCGUAAAGAUUUCUUGUUUUAUUAACUAAAGAUUUUCACGCGAAUAUUAGGAGGAAUGUUACCUUCAAUGAUCCAAAUAAUGUAGGUUCAAAUAUUUUUAAAUGAAACAUUGUAUUCGCUUAUAGUUAUUCACCAAGCUUAUUCUCAACUUAAUGGGUCUUUUAACUUUCGGUAUAUUUCUUAGAAUGACCUGAAUAUUACACAUACCAAAAAUUAUAUUGCAUAUGUUUUACUGAGAAAAAAAACCUGUAGUGAUUGAACAGGCAACUGUGAUUGUUAAGAAUAGAAAGUAACGACAAGUUACUUCUUUCAUUGAGUAAACCGUUGUGCUUUUCAGUUUCAGUAUAUAUAAUGAAUUUGCACUUUUACAGGCGUGAUAAUGAGAACUCAACAGAGAUUUUUAUUGAAUAUAUUUUUUACACUGUCAUGGAUUAUUUACACGGACAUGCGAAGCAGGUGAACUCUCCGCCAAAUAUUGUACGGGGGGGGGGGGGUACGUGUCAGAAUAGCUUUCCUCGUUCUCCCCCCCCCUCCCCCCCCCAAAAAAAAGUCGUUAAAUUUCAUUACAUGUUAAUUUUUCCAGCGAAAUUAUCAAGUCCGAAGCGAUGACAAACUUAGUCGUUGUAACUGUUAUGUGUUGUUUUCUGACAAUCAGAAUUUAUUAAAAUCGUUCCCUCAAAGUUCAUGAAAUAGUGUUUCUCAGACACUGAAGAUUUCAAAAUGUUGUGGGGGAGCACGUCUCCAUAUCCCCUAGAGGUCUCGCGCCUUCGGCACUUUGCACUUCUGCAUUUUGCGCUUGUCAUCCGGACCGUUGGAAAGUUCUUUUGUUUUGACCAGCCGUCUAAGUCCCUGGGCUGCUAGAUAACCUGUUCCCAUUCGAAGUCAUUCCCUAAACUCAUGAUAUCGUUCUUAUCAUUUGGAAACAUAAUAGGUGGGUGGGAGGGGGGGGGGGAUUAACGCGUACAAGUAAAGUUUAAUCUCUUUUUUGCCUCCUUUCUCAACAUGGUCUUCGUCCAAAAGAAAAUCACUGAGUUGGCGCUAGAGUUGAGCAUGGGUAUCGUGUACAACCAGACGUACUUGGCUAGAAGCUCGCUUUCGUCAAUGAGAAACGCUAUCGGUGGUAGGAAAGAUAGAAUGAAGAAACACAUCACAACAAUGAAACAGGACUUUGCUUGUUUUAUCUCUCGUAGGAACAGUUUCUUUCUUGUCAAAUUCUCUUCUAAUGGUUGGUUCGGUGAGCGAUUCAGCUUUCUAACGACCAGGUAUAUUCUUGUGUAAGCAAACGCGGUGAAAAUGAACACAAGAGUCACUAAUAACGACCCAAACAUCAAGGUCGCAGACUGGAUGGGAAAAGAGAGAAUGAUCACAAAAAAUAUGACCACAGCACCGGAACCGACAUACACCAAAAUUCUCUUCUUUGUGUCAUAGCAGAUAGUGUGAUAAUAGACACGCUAAGUAGUAAAAUUGGGAACUUUGUCGCCAGUAGUGUUCCAAAGCAAUUUAACGUCCCUGUAAUUCCUUGGACAAGGUAGAUGAGAAAUAGAGGUAUGCCCAACACACCAACUGCCAAGUCAAUCACGGACUGAAGAAGAAGAAUAAAAUAACAAGGCUUACUGUUCAGUUGAGAAGAUUUAAAAAUCGUUAUGAUUGAAACAGCGUUUAGUAAUAUCGUAGGAAUUAUGAAAAUCCCGUUUACAGAAGCAGCCAAAAUGUGACUGAUCAAAAAUUUCUUAAACGAUGUUGGCAAAUCAUUUGUGUUUCUCAUCAUUGUAUAUGGACAAGUAAUUCUAUAUGGUUCAGACACGUUCAUGAUGAUGCAGUUUUAGUCGUAUAUAUAGACUAUCUGAAAGUCGGAGUCUGAAGGCAAAUGAUUCCAAAUUUAAAAUACAUUGCUUAAAUAGACUUUGCAGACAUUGGUCCAAUAUACACAGAAAGAUAUUGCAUCAAAUUCAAUAUAGAUUUGGUAAAUACCAAGGGAACUUUUUAAUUGCGAUCAUAUGCCUAAUGUGGUUUAUUGUUCCUGCUUGGUUGCUUUUAGAUCUGUGACAGUGGUCGAUACAGGAUGCAGAAUUUUUUAUUAACGUUCAAAUACCUUGGGGUCGCUAUAAAAUAUAUUGUUUUGUUGAAACCCGUCACCAUACUUAGUUACUAACUCUGAUUUUGGGCGAACAUUUCGAAAAGUAUAUCUAGAAUCAUAAUUUAUGCAUUUACAGCACAUGUAAAGCUUGGCUAUAUAGCAAGCCUGGAACAAGCGAACUUCACAGUUUAACCGUGCUAAAUAAAAAAGUGAUGAAUUGAACGGACUGUGCGCUUCACAUGCAUGCGUAAUUUAUCGAAUUAAGUUCGGCCAUGAAAUGCAUAACGUCUGAAGUGCUACUAUGUGAUGUAUUUCAUUGUGUUGAUAGCGCAAUUGUGCGAUGCUUCUAUAGAUCUAAUAAAGUGUAUUUGCAUGCAAAAGGCAAGCAGCAGGUGUUACGACUGCAUAAUAUACAUGUAUAGUCGACGCACAAUACAAGCAAUCCAUAUAAAUCGACGAUUGAAUCAUUCAAGCAAUCCAGAUAGAUGUACACUCUAACCCCGUGCAGAGGCCUAGUCAAGGGGGUCUGGGUCUCCCCCCUCCCACUUUUCCUCAGCCCAAUUUUGUAGUUAUUUCAAAACUGAGGAGAAACUGAGAGGGCGGGGCGGGGCGGACGUAACCUCUUAAUAUUUUCAUAUAUGACAUUAAAUAUACCAAAUAGGUGGCUUUCAGAUUAUCAUAAAACUUGUCUAAAAUGCAUGGAAUAGCGAAACGCAGAUCCUAGAAUGCGAAAACGGCCAGAUGAUUAGAUCCCCCCUCCCCACACACACACACACUCGCAGUGACGUCGCUAUAGGGGGAGGGGUGUAACACCCUCCCCCCCCCCAAUAAUUCAAACGUUGGUCAAAGUUGGUCAAAAUGGAAGUGAUAUUUGCCCAAAGUUGGUCAAAAUGGAGCUGAUAUUUGCUUAAAAUUGAAGGUAAAACUGGGAAAAAUUUGGUAAAAGUUUGCCGAAAAUUCGCAAUUUUAACAAUUUUAAAGCUUUUGUUACGUUUGCGAUGAAAAAAUUGGAAAGUUUGCUCGUCUUUGUCGAAAAAUUUUGAAUUUGCUUAUGUUGGUCCUGAAAAUUUUUUUUGACAAUGCUUCUGUUAGUGCGGAAAAAUUUUUUUGACCUCCCCCCCCCCGUCGACAACAUUUUGAGUUUCGACUUGGUCAAAAUCCUAGGAAAUGUUGGUCAAAACAUGACGACAAAAAUGUUGAUGGCUUCGCGACGUCUCUGCACAAUCGUCCCUGACGGGUCCAAAGGAUUUUUAUUGCCUGGUUGUAUUUCAAGUAGUUGUAUCUCUCUGAAUCUGCAGCUGUCUUGUCGCUAUCUACACUGGCAAACACCGCUCUUUUUUUAAUUAUCCCGCGUUAAACUGUUAAGGCUAAUUUCCACUCAGGAAAAUUAUCCGUGGAUUGGAACGGACAAGAAAAUUUUUCUUUGUGUUAAAGUCAUUAGUUUCAACCCAGAGCUCACAAGACAAAGAAAAUUUCCUGAGUGGAAAUUAGCCUUAAAAAGUUCGCCUUUUUCAGGCUUGUACACAUCCGCGUGCUUUGCACGAGCCUCACCAAAUGCAUCAAUAGACCUAUUACCUAAUGAACAAAAUUUUGAUCUACUACACAAGUCUAGACAAAAAUCACAGUUUGAAAGAGCAUCACAAAAUUAGUAAUAUUCCAAAGUUUCGUUGCGAAAUGUUGUAAAAUGUGGAUAAUAUAGCCCUGCGAAGUUUGCUGUUUUUCAGUCAUUUUGUAUUACGCAUUGUACAAAUUAACCUAAACUCAGACAAAAACAUAAUACAAUGACUUGUGUUCAGUUUCCAGACCAUCAUUUCUUGAUAGACUAUAUGGUCAUAGAGCAGAACGAGCAAACAGAAGCGGAUGAUGAAUAUAAAGGCCGCUCAAGAAAAUUUUCAGCCAUUUCCACUCAAGAAAAUUUUCAGCAGAAAGAAAAUUUUGUAAAAUGUGAUUGGCCGACACAAAUUUUCCGUCGGAAAAAAAUUUUGAAGUUGAAAAUUUUCAACAAUGAUAUUUUCGGAAACUUUUCUGUCCGUGGAAAAUUUUCUUGCGUGGAAAUGGGUCUUAAGGAUAACUGAUAUCUCUGUUUAACUAUCGGACAACGAUUUAUCGUAAACCAUGCAUGCAUCAUUAAUCGCCUCUAUUUGAACGUUGUACCUCAAAAGUGUUCUCUUUGACCUAUGGCACGAGUAAUCUCGCACUAUAGAAUCCAUGUGCAUGGCACAGACAAGUCAAAUUGUCACAAACCCAGCACUAGACAGAGCACCCGAAAAUCGAUAAAAAAUUGUCGUGUUGCCUAACAAUACUUGUGCCUGGGGGGAUGCAAUAGCUGCAUGCAUUCCAGAUUUUUACACUUCUAAUUAUUAGUAAGCAUCGAAAAUUCAACCCGAGUGAAUGUUGACAUCAACCUCGUUCCCAGCCUCUUCUCUCUUGUGGAGGAAGGGAUUGUGUUGACAUUAAAAGGCUAUUAAAAUUGGCCUAGUUGAACCAAUGCAAUGGACCAUUAAAAUCAUAUGCUUCAGUUGUGUCAAGUAUUGAUAGGUUUGAUGACCCAUCACAUUAAACAGCCAUAACAUUGGUUCUACGGAACCAACUCUAAUAUAACCUCUUGAAUUUUCACUGCCUACCAAUAUAGCUGUGCAAAAAUCUGGAACACUGUAUAGCUGUUGCAUUUUCCCCUGCAAGCUGCUCCAUUUACUACAGUUCGGAGUAUUUUCGGAACACUAAUGGAACGGAACAGAAGACAGUCACAUGACUGUUCUGAACUAUUCUGACUACCCCGAUUUUCGAGUAGGGGCAGCCAGAAUAGACACGUGACACUGCCUAUUUUCACGUAAUUGGAAGAUUGGAAAUGGAGGCGACAGAUUUUGUGUAUAUCCAUUGCACACUGCAUAUAAAUGCAUAGAGCGUUAUUUUGAAGGGUUAACCGCUAUAUAUCGACAUAUACUUAUUAUAUGCUAUUUGAACGCUAGGGCUGGGGUUGGGCAAAAUCAACUAGUAAAAACGUUGCAAAAGCAUACUUAGAUAUACAAAUAACAGCAAAUCAUUAUACGCUUUAUUAUGUGAAUAACUAAUGAUAUAGUAAUGCAUGGUUGCACGUAUAUAUAAUAAACUAAACACUGAAAAAGAACUUAUUAAAUUAAAUGGAGCAGCCUGCAGCUGGAUACCCUGUAUAGUGUUCCGGCUUUAAUUUGACAAGUUGUGAUAAUUACAUGUAUAUUGAAAAUUUCAGAUGACGGGUUUUCCAAAAACAAUAUAUUUUACAGUAAUUGAUUUUUUAUAAAGACGCCAGGGUAUUUUAACGUUAUUAAAGUUCUGCAUUGUAAAUCGACUAGUGUCAGGAACAUUAUACCACAUUAGCCAUACGAUCGCAAUUAUAAAGUUCCCUUCAGCUGAUAUAUUCAUCAAAUGUAUAAUCAAUUGCAGGCGAUGGCUUCAUUUAGACGAUGUGAUAGUCUAUACGAAAAGGUGAUUUGAACAGCAUUGUCAUGAAUAGGUCUGAAGUAUAUUAUAGAAUUACUUGUCAUUUCAUGGGAAGUACAAAUCACUUUUUAACAUCAUUUGAGAAAUACUUGGUCAGUCACAUAUUAGCUGCUUGUGUAAACGGGAUUUUCAUAAUUCUUACGAUAUUACUCAACGCUGUUUCAAUCAUAACGAUAUUGAAAGCUUCCCAAGUAAGCCUUGUUAUUUUAUCAUUCUUGUUCAGUCCGUGAUCGACUUGGCAGUUGGUGUGUUGGGCAUACCUCUAUUUCUAGCCUCCCUUGUUCAAGGUAUAACAGGGACAUCUAAUUGCUUGGGAACAUUACUGGCGAUAAAGUCCGCACUUUUACCAAUUGCAGUAUCUACUAUCACAUUAUCGGCCAUGACAAUGGAACGAUACAUUGCCAUCUUACAUCCCUACGCUUAUAAAACUGUAGUAACAAAGAAGAAAAUUUUGAUAUAUGUCGGUUCCGGAGCUGUGGUCACAUUUUUUGUGAUCUUUCUUUCUUUUCGUAUCCAGUUUGCGCCUAUGGUAUUUUGGACGUUACUGGUAACUCUCGUGUUCACUUUCACCACGUUUGCUUACACAAGAAUAUACCUGGUUAUUAGAAAGUUGAAUCGCUCACAGAACCAACCAUCAAAUGUAGAAGGAGAAGUGAAUUUAACAAGAAAGAAACUGUUCCUGCGAUAAACGACCCUCCGCCAAAUAUUUUGUCGGAAUAACGUUCCUUUCCCCCCCCCCCCCCCUUGCCAUCGGGACCGUUGGAAAGUUCUUUUGUGUUUUCUCCCUGGAGUGCUAGAUAACCUGUUACCAUUCAAAAAUAUUCCUUAUUUGGAAGCAGUUUCGUCCGGUGUUGGACAGACUAAAACUACUACUAAACUUACGAAUCGUUCGUAUCAUUUGCAAUAUAUAAUGGGUAGAUCUAGAAGGGGCGAUCAACGCCCACAAAUAAAGUUUAAUCUCUUUUUUGCUUCCUUUCUCAACAUCGUCUUCGUCCAAAAAAAGAUCACUGAGUUGGCGCUGGAGUUGAACAUGGAUAUCGUGUUCAACCAGACGUCCUUGGCUAGAAGCUCGCUUUCGUCAAUGUGUUUAAGUAAGAGAAGCGCUACCGGUGGUAGGAAAGAUAGAAUGAAAAAACACAUCACAACAAUGAAACAGGACCUUGCUUGUUUGAUUUCUCGCACGAACAGUUUCUUUUUUGUCCAAAUCUCUUCUAAUGGUUGGUUCGGUGAGCGAUUCAGCUUUCUAACGACCAGGUAUAUUCUUGUGUAAGCAAAUGCGGUGAAAAUUAACACGAGAGUCACCAACGACGACCCAAACAUCAAGACCGCAAACUGGAUGCGAAGAGAGAGAAUGAUCACAAAGAAUAUGACCGCAGCACCCGAACCGACAUAUACCAAAAUUCUCUUCUUUGUUACUUCAGUGCUGUAAGCGUAGGGAUGUAAGAUGGCAAUGUAUCGUUCCAUUGGCAUAGCAGAUAGUGUGAUAAUAGAUACGCCAAGUGGUAAAAUUGGGAACUUUGUCGCCAGUAGUGUUCCAAAGCAAUCUAACGUCCCUGUAAUUCCUUGGACAAGGUAGACGAGAAAUAGAGGUAUGCCCAACACACCAACUGCCAAGUCAAUCACGGACUGAACAAGAAUGAUGAAAUAACAAGGCUUGCUGUUCAGUUGAGAAGAUUUAAAAAUCGUUAUGAUUGAAACAGCAUUUAGUAAUAUCGUAGGAAUGAUGAAAAUCCCGUUUACUGAAGCAGGCAAAAUGUGACUGAUCAACAAUUUCUUAAAAGAUGUUGGCAAGUAAUUUGUGUUUCCCGUCAUUCUAUAUGGACAAGUCAUUCUAUAUGCUUCAGACACGUUCAUGAUGAUGCAGGCAAAAUGAUUCCAAAUUUAAUUACUUAAAUAGACUUUUCAGACAUAUAGGUCCAAUAUAUACAGAAAUAUAUUGCAUCAAAUCGAUUAUACAUAUUCGAUGAAUAUCAGCUGAAGGGAACUUUUUAAUUGCGAUUGUAUGGCUAAUAAGGUAUAUAAUGUUUCUGAUUGCUAGCCUGCCUUUAGAUAUGUGACAUUGAUCGAUAUACGAUGCAGAACAUUAAUAACGUUCAAAUACAGUAUCCUGGAGUCGUAUGAAAAAUACAUCAAUUACUGUAAAAUAUAUUGUUCCAUCACCAGAAAUUUUCAACGCAACUUGUAUUGUUAGCCAAAUCACAUCAAAUUUUGCAUUUCUAUCUAUCUUCGGGCGCUCGUUUUAAUUUUUAAAAUUUUAAUUUUUAAUUUUAACAACUUUAUUGGACCACAAUAUACUGUAACACUGACAUAAACUAUUCAAAGGCCCAAAAGGGAAGAUGCAAGUGAGAUAAUAAGUCCCAUGCAAGGCACCUCCCUAAUAGAAUACUAUAUAUAAAGCAUGUAUACUGCUUAUAACAUAGUCAUAGCAUAGUUUGUCAAGAUAUGAUGCACGGCAAACUUCAAAGCUACAAAAUAAAAGGCCUGCAUGCGUUUGAUGCUAAACAGCUCCUCGUUGGACGGUUACUUCAUUAUACGAAAAUACAAUGAGCUCACCGCGUGACCGUGCACAAAUUAACAUAUUAAUUAACAUCAACUGAGACAAAAACAUAAUACAAUGACUUGUGUUCAGUUUCCAGACCAUCAUAUCUUGACAGACUAUGCUCAUAGAGCAGAACGAACAAACAGAAGCGGAUGAUGAAUAUAAAGGCACAUUUCCACUCAAGGAAAUUUUCCUCGGAAAGAAAAAAAUAUAAAAUGUGACUGGCCGACACAAAUUUUCCGUCGGAAAAAAUUUUGAAGUUGAAAAUUUUCAACAAUGAUGUUUUCGGAAAAUUUUCUGUCCGUGGAAAAUUUUCUUGCGUGGAAAUGGGUCUUAAGGAUAACUGAUAUUUCUGUUAAACUAUCGGACAACGAUUUAUCGUAAACCAUGCAUGCAUCAUUAAUCGCCUCCAUUUGGACGUUCUACCUCAAAUUAUAAAAAAAAAUUAUUCUGUCAAACUUUAUCACAAAUCCAGCCACUCGAAAGAGCACCCAAAGAUCGAUAUAAAUUUAACGUGUUUGGCUAACAAUACAUGUGUCUGGAGAAAAAUGCAAUAGUUGCAUGUAUUCCAGAUUUUUACAUGCUAAUUAUUA
Molecule: messenger RNA, 17911 nt
Organism: Paramuricea clavata
Lineage: Eukaryota; Metazoa; Cnidaria; Anthozoa; Malacalcyonacea; Plexauridae
Source: the annotation of a GenBank genome assembly